UCAGUGUGAGGACAACAGAGCAGGAUGUGGCUACUUUACCCCUCACUGCUGAAAUCCACAGCCCUGUAGUUCUGCCUUCUACUUGCUUGGGACAAUUUAGAUUUUCUGCCAAGGCUCAAGUCUGUGUAGUCUCAGAAGAAACCUGGAGCCAGGGAAGCUUGCCAGACUCUACGGGGAGGGUUAGCAUUCUGGAGAAGGAAAAAAAAAAUUUUUUUUAAGUCUCUAUGAAGUAUACUAUGUUCUGUCAUUCAUUCCAAAAGCUACUGGAAACAGUUCUCCCUGGGAAGGCAGAGCUGCUGGUGAGAAGCCAGAGGUGAGAAGAUACCUAGGAAAAAAGAUUAAUUAUUUUCUGAAUUUCUUAUGUGGGGACAGUUUUAGGAGCUGACAAGGAUUUAAGACCCCCGAAGAUGAGUGCCAACAGCAGUACGGUGGGCCAGCUCCUUCUGCAGGGGCCUGUGUGUAUUGGCUGGAAGCAGGAAAUGGAAGGGUCUCUUUACCACCUGGCCAACUGCAUCUUGCUCUUGGGCUUCAUGGGGGGCAGUGGUGUGUUUGGCUGUUUCUAUGUAUUUGGCUUCCUGGGCACAGGGUUCCUGUGUUGUGUGCUGUGGGGCUGGUUCCAUGCCUGUGGACUAGACAUCAUCCUUUGGAACUUUCUGCUGGCAGUGGCCUGCCUGCUCCAGUUGGGACACUUGGUAUACCUCCUUCGGAAGGACACCCUCCCUGAAGAGUUCCGUUCCCUCUACAGAACAUUGUACCUGCCCCUGCAGGUACCCCUACAGGCAUACAAAGAGAUUGUUCACUGCUGCAAGGAACAGGUCUUGACUCUGGUCACUGAGCAGACCUAUGCUGUGGAGGGUGAGACUCCCAUCAACCGCCUGUCCCUGCUGCUCUCUGGCCGGGUUCGUGUGAGCCAAGAUGGGCAGUUUCUGCACUAUAUUUUUCCUUACCAAUUUAUGGACUCUCCAGAAUGGGAAUCACUGCAGCCCUCUGAAGAGGGAAUCUUCCAGGUCACCCUGACUGCAGAGACCGAAUGUAGUUAUGUUUCCUGGCCCCGGAAAAGUCUCUACCAUCUUCUGACCAGAGAGCGAUACAUCUCCCAGCUUUUCUCAGCACUUCUGGGCUAUGACAUCUCGGAGAAGCUCUAUGCUGUCAAUGAUAAGCUCUUUGCUAAGUUUGGGCUGCGCUUUGAUAUCCGUCUCCCUAGACUCUAUCAUGUCUUGGGCCCUGUGCACCCAGAUGUGGGGCCAGAGUCUGAGAAAGAAGAUGAAGAAACACAUGAGCAUGCCAUGCUUCCUCCUCAGGCGAUGCCUAAUUUUAUCCAAGAAAAGACCCCUUGCUCCCCACCUCGAUCUACCACUGACCCUCCUAUACCUUCUUGCUGUGUAAGGACCCCCAGGCCUGAUAGCGGUGUCCUGGGUGAAGACUCUACCAGUCUGGUGCUUGAAGAUUUUGAGGAGUUAUCAGGAUCAGAAUCGGUCAUGGAUUAUAGGAGUGAUGGGGAGUACAUGAGAUGAGGGGAGAGCUCACGUGGGCACAGCCACCAGGCUCAGGAUCCUGUCUGCAGACCCAAGUGUGACCCAGCAAAGGAAGGAAAUGCUUAGUCCAGUCCCAGGAACCCCCCCAUCACCAACCCAGCCAUCCUGCUGGCCCUCCUUUGCAUUCAGUGGCUGGGAUUCUGCUCUAGUAACUCAAGUAGUACUGCCCCACCCAUCCACCAAGCUCCCUCCAAGGAGCAGUGCUUCCUGGCUCUGAUCAGCCAAGCAGAAGCUCUCCUCCCUACUGACAUCAACGAUGCUCCCUGCCUGGACUCUUAAGCACAACUUCCUAUCAGAGACCUAAUUGAUAUGUUCUCACUACCUGCUGGGACCCCUGCUGCCACCGGCUGCCUGCCCUCUCUGCUACUAUCUGGACACACUGUGCUUAAACCCUGUGCUGUUUCAGCCAUCAAGUUACAGUUGCUACCAUGAUGCCAACUUGACUUCCCUAGGCAGACAACCUCACCAGUGUGCCCUGGAGCCCAAUCUCUCCAGAGCUCUACCCAGGGAAAGAUAGAAACAGGCUGGGGGUAUGGAACAAUCUGUCAAUGCCCAUGUCCAGGAGAGAAGCAGUUACAGAAACCAGACUUUCCACCUUCUGCUCCCCAUAAAGAUCUUUGGUCCAUACUCCCAGAGGGAUAAAGUAUAGGGAAUCUUCCAAUAGAGGGAAGGGGAUAUGGAACUUUGGUGGUAGGAAUUGUAUGGAAUUGUACCCCUCUUAUCCAACAAUCUUGUCAAUCCUUAUUAAAUCACUAAUAAUAAUAAUAAAGCAGUGUUGCUCCA
Molecule: messenger RNA, 2318 nt
Organism: Erinaceus europaeus (western European hedgehog)
Lineage: Eukaryota; Metazoa; Chordata; Mammalia; Eulipotyphla; Erinaceidae
Gene: POPDC2
Product: popeye domain containing 2
Exons: 4
Coding region: 408-1514 (368 amino acids)
Cellular component (GO): sarcolemma
Molecular function (GO): cAMP binding
Source: RefSeq, a predicted model, not a curated record